AUGCAGACGUAUGCGUUUGUUUUUCAAGCUUUUUGCUCAACAGGUACUUGGCAAUCAGUUUAUCAAAAACCGUUUCCUUUGAUAAAUAUCAUAUGUCCUCCUAGUUGUAUUGACACCUACUGUGAACCUACAACUUACAGAACAGUUGAAUUGUAUUUCAGUUUUAUGGAACAGAAUGUAGAAAUAAAAUGCUUCCAAAUGGCAGUAUCGGUCAUUGUUCUUCAUACAAUCGUAAGAGCCGGCUUAAUGACGACUGAUAAAAGCGCAAAGCAUAUGUGUACGGCAAUGCUAGCUGUAACUGCAGCAGCUGUUAUCGCAACCUUCGCUUAUUGCUAUUAUAAGGGAGGCAAGUGGCCAUUCGAGAAAGUCUCUCGCAGUGCACCUGAUCAUGAAUAG
Messenger RNA from Brugia pahangi, 396 nucleotides. Lineage: Eukaryota; Metazoa; Nematoda; Chromadorea; Rhabditida; Onchocercidae. The record is from the annotation of a GenBank genome assembly.